AUGGACCCUGAUUGGAUGAUGCCUAUCACGUGGUUCCAGAAUAGGCGAAAAUUGGAUUCGCGUCUUCUCAUUCUGCAUCCACCACCAUCUCCCCAUCAAAUCAACAAAGAUUAUCCAGCGUACCUCGCCCCUUAUGCGGUGCUUGAGGCUCACUCUGGACGGCUUCCUAGGGAAAGUACCUCGGGACAGAUAGUUGAUGCUGAUUAUCCAGACGCUACCAACCAAUCACGGUCGCACCUCAGCGACGACGAAACAGCUUACCUCAAGCCCCCUUUGGGACGCGGAAUGCCCGGGGUUUAUGGAAGUCACUUUCGUUUAGACCAUGUUACAAGGGGCCUGGGGUCCCUCGUUGGCGGCGUCGCAGGUACAGUGGGGGAUGUCGGCGGCCAGCUAGCUGACGGCGUCGGGAGCGCCUCUGGGCAGGCUAACAGCAGCGGAGGUGCUUCAGGCAAGGCAGACUCGAAGGGCAGCGGCAUUCACACCCAGGCAUCCGAAGCACAAAGCGACCCCAUCCCCACAAAAAGCGCCACUGCGACUACUGCUUCAGCUUCUACAUCUCGUGACGGAAAUGGACAUGGGCUUGGUUUAGGGAAUAUAGUAGGAGAGGUUGUUGGUGAGGUUGCGUCUUCUGGUGGUAAAGUUCUAGAGGGCGUUGCAUCAGGAGCUGUUCACGCUGUCGACGAUCUCACCUCGGUCGCAGGCGAUGCGAUUGCUGCUGCAACUGCUGUUGUUGGUGGCGCCGCCAGCUUUGCUACUUCUCUGGCUGGCGACGCUGUAGGCGAUGUCACUUCCUUGGCCGGCGUCGCAACAUCGUUGGUCGGACAUGAGGUUGGGGAGGCCGUUACAUUGGCGGGCGACGUUGUAGGGGCUGCUGCUUCCAUAGCCAACAACGUCGUAGCUGUUGGUACUUCCCUCGUCGGCGAUGCAACCUCACUCGCAGGCGCCGUCAUCACUUCCGCCCCAUCUCUCCUUCGUGAUCCCAUCGGUGUCGUGAAGACCAUCGCAGGCGACGCCGUUUCUAUCGUCGGAGAUGCUGGAGGCGCUGCGCUCUCCCUGGUUGGUGAUGUUGAGAGCGUCGCUACCUCUCUUGUCCAUCAUGUUGUUAGCGAUGUGGCUGGGGUCGUAUCCGAUGCAACAUCCAUUGUUGGCGAUGUCGUUCACGAUGGGACCUCAAUCAUCGGCGCGAUCACCUCGGAAGUCGUUCCCAUUCUGACAUCCGUCGCUGGAGACGUAUUCCCUCCAGUCACUCGCAUCAUUGGUGCCCAGCCUCCAGUCUUGACGAGCAUUGCGUCGACCGUCCUUGGUGACAUCACUCGCGAUGUGCCUUUACCGUCCCCGACGAUCAUACUGCCGGGGAACACUCUUUCUUCGACAACCACGUUUGCAAUAGAAACUAAUGAGCCGAAUAGCACCCCAUCCAACGAUCCCCCUCAAUCUCCUCCAUUAACUUCCUCUCCGUCUCUACCUCUUUCGACGACUCUCUCGCCACCUCUGCCUCCUGCCUUUACAGAUACGCCGCCAGCUCCAGCGUCGAGUGAUCAGCCCAUUUCCCAGGUCUCCAGUUCGACUUCAGCAUCUUCAAUAGAUAUCCAAUCACCUUCUUCCAUCCUUGCGACUCCAAGCAGUGCGACCUCUACACCAGUUUUUCCAAUCUCCCGUGGAGGCAACAACUUCGUUAAAGCCCAAAGUAACGGCGACGACGGGUCUGAAAACGGUCUGGGCUUCAGUGGUACCGUCACAAGUACAGAUUCAGCGAGCUAUCCCGGAGUCUCGGGUGGGCCUAGGGGAAACGGCGGUGAUAAACCAAGCAACCCCAACCCCCACCUCCCUCCAAUACUUGGCGCAGUAGCGGGAUCUAGCAUUGUUAUCCUUAUCUUCGUUGUCUUCAUGAUCGUCUUGUGCAGAAGACGCAGGGAGGCAGCAAGGAGACGGCAUCGAUCAAGUCUGCAGCACCUCAUCAACGAUGAAGAGUCAGUUCGUUCCGCAUCGCCGCAGACCGUCGCAGAAGAUGACGCCAGCAUGCGCGAGAGUUGGUAUACUGCACCGUCUCGACCAUCGGUUGUCGAACCUAUGGCAUAUGAUGGUCUAUCAAGGAGUAACAGCACAACCUCUCACUCUGAGAAUCCGUUCUGGGAUCCGUCCGAAUCAUCGUCUCGCAGAUCAUCACCCUCUGAUUCUGAUUCCAAUUCAGUGCAGACUAGGAGCGACAGGAUGGUUACCCGAAUCCCUUCAUUCAUAUCAGAACGAAGCACAUCCACCUCGACGAGUUCCAUUGCAUUCGCCACUCCCAGGGACAACAACAAGAAGGAAUCGAUUGGUCCCGGUCCUUGGAUCGCUGCUCUUUUCGGUAUCUUCGGUGCUUCGGGGCACUAUGAUCCCAAGAGACAGUCGAAGAUGUCGCGGCGCAGCCAUGUGAAGCCAGACCUGCCUCCGCUGCAAGAAAAGUCUGAGGACCAGAAAGACGACGAUGUCGCAAGAAAUGAUCUUCUCAAUGCCCGCUGGGGGAGUCCUCUAUUGACGGCGUUGCUGAAUAGUAGCCCUCCUCCGCGCCAGGCCCAUGCCACAACCUGA
Molecule: messenger RNA, 2571 nt
Organism: Pleurotus ostreatus (oyster mushroom)
Lineage: Eukaryota; Fungi; Basidiomycota; Agaricomycetes; Agaricales; Pleurotaceae
Exons: 4
Coding region: 1-2571 (856 amino acids)
Source: RefSeq, a predicted model, not a curated record